AUGGAGACGAUUCAACAAUUGCUGGCUACAAAGCCUCCCGGAGACUCAAAGCAAACGCAAUAUGUGGACACGGUAGAAGCAUACGAUAAAUGGACCGAGGUCUACGACACAGAUGGAAACUUCCUGCAACGUCUCGACACAAUCGAAAUGCGCUCUCUACUACCCCAAUUCAUCGACCGAGUAAGCAACCGCUUCCAGCCAAGCCCACCAGAAUCAGAGGCCGCAACCCGCCCCACCCUAGUAGAUCUAGGCUGCGGCACCGGCCGCAACACAAUCCAGCUUCUCUCCGCAUUAUCCACAGCCAAUAAAGCCAGUCAAUUCACCGUAAUCGGAUUGGAUGCCUCGCGGGGGAUGCUAGACGUAGCGCGGACUGCCACACGCGAGUAUGCAAAAAGCACAACGCAGAUGGAUGUUGAGCUCGGUAUCCUUGAUCUUCUUCAACCUGUAUCAAGAACGAAGCUGCCGCCUUCAUUGGAUGAAGCGGGUGCUGCGGGUGUGAUAUCUACGCUGGUGCUUGAACAUAUUCCGCUGGAGCGGUUUUUUGAGGCUGCGGCGGGAAUUAUGAGGUCUGGUGGGUAUUUGCUUGUGACGAAUAUGCAUGCUGAGAUGGGGAUGCGCAGUCAGGCGGGGUUUACGGAUGGGAGGGGGGUGAAGAUUCGGCCUACGAGUUAUUGUUAUGCUAUUUCUGAUGUUUUGGAUGCGGCUAGGGGGGCUGGGUUUGAGGUUGAGGAGGUUGAUGGUGCUGGGGUAGAUGGGGUUGUUGUUAGGGGAGUUGAUGAGCAGUUGGGGGAGGUUUUGGGAGCGAGGGCGAAGAAAUGGGUUGGGGUUAGGGUUUGGUUUGGGGUUUGUUUUGUUAAGAGAGGUUGA
Messenger RNA from Penicillium coprophilum, 867 nucleotides. Its product is annotated as class I SAM-dependent DNA methyltransferase. The record is from RefSeq and is a predicted model, not a curated record. The coding region runs from base 1 to 867 and encodes 288 amino acids. NCBI's taxonomy places the organism in Eukaryota, Fungi, Ascomycota, Eurotiomycetes, Eurotiales, Aspergillaceae. The transcript has 2 exons.